Molecule: messenger RNA, 1314 nt
Organism: Penicillium subrubescens
Lineage: Eukaryota; Fungi; Ascomycota; Eurotiomycetes; Eurotiales; Aspergillaceae
Product: acyltransferase family protein
Exons: 1
Coding region: 1-1314 (437 amino acids)
Biological process (GO): polysaccharide biosynthetic process
Cellular component (GO): membrane
Molecular function (GO): acyltransferase activity, transferring groups other than amino-acyl groups
Source: RefSeq, a predicted model, not a curated record
AUGGACCGCACCACCUGGCUGGAUGGCCUUCGAGGCAUCGCAGCGGCCAUCGUCGCGACAGAUCACUAUUUCAUGGGCGGCGUUUUGGAUAAUGCCUUCCUCUCGUUCUGGGCAGAUCCACCCGAAAAAAACCGGAGGCUUAUCCAACUACCUCCGAUCCGCCUCCUUUUCGCCGCACAUGCGAUGGUCCCGUUGUUUCUCGUGAUCUCGGGCUAUGCGAUCUCUAUUAACCUUCUACGAAUUCGAAAUAACAGCGACGAAGGCGAUUUCGUGCGUCGUCUGUCUUCUGCAGUCAGCAGGCGAAUUUUCCGCAUCUAUUUACCGGUUUUUGUGAUCGCCGUUAUCUCUCAGAUUCUUUACUUUUGUAACAUCUACCAGUGGAAUUUUGGUGAUGAAGUUGUUUGGGGCAGGAAGCCUUGGACGGCACCAUGGUUGCAUAUCACCUACGUUUUUCGAUACAUGCUCGACAUUACAAAUAUUAUCAAUUUUCAGGGGAAUCCUGGCUUCAAUGGCCAACUUUGGACAAUGCCUAUGGAGUUCCGAGGGUCCUGCAUUGUCUACAUUACAGUCCUGGGACUGGCAUUCUGGAGGCCACAGCUCAGACGCAUAGCGCUUGGAUGCUUGAUGAGCUAUUGGUUCUACUUUGGUCUCUGGGAUGUCUUUGGCUUCCUAGCUGGUCUGUACCUGGCUGAGAUGCGACUUCUAGGGGUCAACUCGGCAUAUGAGGAGUUCAAACUGCCCUAUCACUCGCUGAACCUGAGUCGUUGGACAUCAAAUAUGAAGUCGAUCAACUUCUCGGCAAUCUGGAACUAUUCCUGCUUCAUAUUCGGAAUCUACCUACUCUGUCUUAGCGACGAUGGACAACUCCCACCUGGCUAUCUAUUCCUCGAAACUGUCGAAUCAUCACGCUGGGAGAACGACUGGGCAGUUCUCAGCAAAUGCUGGAAGAGCGCAGGCUCAGUGCUUGUGGUAUAUGCCAUCAGUCAGCUGCCUCGUCUGCAAAGGCCGUUGAGUUCAAGACCAAUGCAGUACCUGGGCAAGAUCUCGUUCUCGCUCUACCUCGUGCAUCAGUCUGCUUACCACCUUGUGCGUGACCCUGUGAGGAACCUUUUGUGGUACAUUGCAACGAGAGAGCCGUAUCCUGGAACAGAGAACGCCAGUCAAUUCACAGUACCUUUUGCAUUUACAUGGCUGGUGGGCUACGUGAUCAUGUCUGUGAUCAAUUUAUACGCAGCACACCUAUACACCAAGUAUAUCGACGAACGCUGUGUGGAGAUGGCAAAAAGGCUUGAUAAGUGGCUAACCCGGCAAUGA